AUGAAUGGCAACAGCAAUAACAAAGAGCAAUUGCAGCAAGAAUUAGCCACUACCCAAGACCAAGUGGCUUCGAUUAUUGAGUCCUUUGUAGAAUUGGGUGUCUCCAUAUAUGAUUUUCCUGGUACUCCGGAAGCCACCAAGGGAAUGAUCACAAAUUUGCAAAGAAAUGUGGACCGGCUGUAUAAGCUGAAUGUGAGAAGUAACGAUCCUCAGUCCAGCUUGUCCAAAGUGGACAUUCCCUUGGAAGUUGUUCAAUAUAUUGAGGACGGUAGAAAUCCAGAUAUUUACACAAGAGAGUUUGUCGAAGCCAUAAGAAGAUCGAACCAGUAUCAAAGAGGCAAGAUGCACGGAUUGAAGCAAUUAAGAGAUUCACUUGCUGAUAAGAUUGUGGAUGAAUUUCCAGAGUUGAAAGAACCAGUCGAAGAUAUCAUAAAGAGGACAUCUCCUGUCAACAAUGUUUCCAAUACUCACUAA
Molecule: messenger RNA, 474 nt
Organism: Saccharomyces paradoxus
Lineage: Eukaryota; Fungi; Ascomycota; Saccharomycetes; Saccharomycetales; Saccharomycetaceae
Gene: NUT2
Product: mediator complex subunit NUT2
Exons: 1
Coding region: 1-474 (157 amino acids)
Biological process (GO): positive regulation of transcription by RNA polymerase II
Cellular component (GO): chromatin; mediator complex
Molecular function (GO): transcription coregulator activity
Source: RefSeq, a predicted model, not a curated record